This is a messenger RNA of Bipolaris maydis ATCC 48331, 1920 nucleotides long. RefSeq lists its product as uncharacterized. The record is from RefSeq and is a predicted model, not a curated record. NCBI's taxonomy places the organism in Eukaryota, Fungi, Ascomycota, Dothideomycetes, Pleosporales, Pleosporaceae.
AUACCAACACUUUCGAAACGAGCGCCGACCAUUGAUUUCAUUGAUAUGCGACUCUCCAAAUACCAUCCGGCAUUUUCUUCUCAAUCCGUGAGGUAUGAUCCGAUGUCGAGGCAUUAUGUGCCGGCUUCCCAGGUUUUGGUGGCGAAUAUGAAUAACAGCCUCGCGACACCGCCAGCAUCGAACGCGCAGCCAAGUGGCAACGGUCUACCGCAAAGGCCAGAAUGGACAGAUACGAGUGCUAUGAAGUUCUGGAAUGAGGUCUUUCCAGAUGCUAUGAUAAAAUUGAAGUCCAUGAAAGAGCCUAAGGGCCGACCGGAAACAUUGUACCACAUCAGAGACAAACCCAACUGGGAUGCUAUCUAUCAUACGCUUGAAUCGGCGCGCGCAGAAUACCAGAAGAGCGGAAACCCAGUGAGCUGGAUGCGAAAUAUGCGAAGAAAAGCCGCUGACAACAUCACUCCUGGAGUCGAAGUGACAAAGAUCGCUUCAAAAUCUGUUCCUCAGGAUCCAAUCGCGACUCCGGUGAUAGGCGCCGUAGGAGUCGUACUCGACGCUUUCCAAACUGCUGCAAAUGUGCGAAACCAGGUUCUUGCAGGCUUCGAUGGGGUGAUUCCAAUCUUUUCCGACGUAGAAGUCUUCCUCAGCACGUUCCAAGGUGAUGUGAACAUUCGGAACGCAUCCAUCGAUUUAAUUGCCGCGACUCUAGAGGCUGUGGAACGAGCCAUAGGCUUUUUCAUCAGCAACGAGUUCUUCCGAGGCGGGAAAGCGCUCCUGAGUGGUGAAAAGUACGAGGAGAGCUUACUCCAGAGCCUCACCAUGAUCCAGACAAAGGCCAGCGAUCUCAUGCAGCAAGCGUUGAAAUCGCACAUAUUUCAAUUCCAAAUGUUUUCACAAGAGACGAAAAGGGUUUUUGAGCAGCAUGUCAACCAGGUCAACAACUUGGUCGCCGGAAACAACAAUAUAGAGCAGUUACUGAGAGACCAUCUGCAGCAGAAAGAUCUCCAGCUGGAACGUGUCCGACAGGAAAACGUUUAUCUCAAGGUCGAGAACGGGAUACUGCGCUCUACAUCGCCAGUGCAGCAAAUCACGUGGGCUCCUCCGCAGCAGUCAGCCCUAGCACCGGCCCCAGGUUGCCACAUGAACCAAGAAAUGCUCCGGAACAUAAUCGCUACUUUUGACCUAGACUUCGAUGACGUCGCCUUCGUCAUGGACAAGAAAGGGCAGCUUUCUGGAAAAGACAUGGCAAGAGCCGAGCAAAUCAUCCACACGCGGCUCUUCCAGAACUGGAUUGUAUCUGCCUCGUCGUCGAAGCUUUUGGUCCACUGGGACUUGAGCCAAUCGCGUAGGAUUGCCGAAGUCUCGCCGCUGUCUGUCUUCUGCAUGACGCUGGUGCAGACUCUACGGACCAAAGACCGAUUCAUGUCCGCACUGUGGUUCUGUGGAUGCCAUGUUGACGAGAGCGAGCCUGGAGCUCGUACUGGUGGGCAUGCGAUGCUUUUGAGUCUAAUCGACCAGUUGCUAAGGCAAUUUCAAUUCGACACUAGGUCCUUGUACAAUGACAUUGACCUUGUGAGCCUUGGAGAGGGUGGUCUUGAGGUGCCUAUCAAGCUACUCGACUCGCUGGUGCGACAAUUACCACCCCAUAUAACGCUGUUCAUCAUUAUCGAUGGUGUAGUUCUAUUCGAAAGGGAGCAGUUUGUAGAUGAGGCAUUGGAGGUGUUUGCCAGCUUGAUUCGCCUCGUUGUUGAUGCCAGUGUUAUGGCUUCCGUUAAGGUGUUGUUUACCAGCACACCCGGCACGGCAAUCGUACGAUCGGCUUUUGAGCCAGAGAAUCUGAUUCUGGCUGCAGAUAACUUGCCACGGCCGGCAGUAUGGAGCGAGGAACGCAUGGUACGAGAGCUUGAGGGCGAGCUUGGAGAC